AUAUCCCUAACCACCUUUUAACAUUUCUUGUUUCUUUCUCCUUCCCUGCGCCUGAUUAGUCCAACAAAUCCGAUCUACCACCACUCCUCGUCCCGCCGGUCAUUUACUGCCGCCGAUUCCAAAAUUCCGAUCAGUUACGGGAGAUAUCCAAUCGCAGACAGUGGUUCUCAGUACGAUCAAUCUGGGCUUUUGAUCAGCGAUCAGUUUUUGUCACUGUUCAGAAAUGUCUGUUGUUGCUUCUGCUCCUGGGAAGGUGUUGAUGACUGGAGGCUACCUCAUACUUGAGAAGCCAAAUGCAGGGCUUGUGUUGAGUACAAAUGCACGGUUCUAUGCGAUUGUGAAGCCGAUCAAUGAAGAAGUUAAGUCUGAAAGUUGGGCAUGGCAAUGGACAGAUGUCAAAUUAACUUCACCACAGCUCUCAAGAGAAAGCAUGUAUAAACUGUCACUUAAACACUUGACUCUUCAGUGUGUGUCUGCAAGUGAUUCAAGAAACCCCUUUGUAGAGCAUGCUAUACAGUAUGCUAUAGCUGCUGCUCAUUUGGCAACUGACAAGGACAAAGAAGCAUUGCACAAGCUCUUCUUGCAAGGUCUUGAUAUCACAAUCUUAGGCUCCAAUGACUUCUACUCAUAUCGGAACCAGAUAGAAUCACGUGGGCUUCCAUUGACACCAGAGUCGUUGGGUACCCUUGCACCUUUUGCAUCAAUCACAUUCAACGCUGCCGAGUCAAAUGGUGCUAACAGCAAGCCUGAAGUAGCAAAAACUGGCUUAGGUUCUUCUGCAGCAAUGACUACAGCUGUGGUUGCAGCUCUGCUACAUUACCUUGGAGUAGUUGACCUAUCCGAACCAUGUAGAGAAGGAAAGUUUGGUUGUUCUGAUCUAGAUGUUAUCCAUAUGAUAGCACAAACAUCUCAUUGUCUUGCACAAGGGGAGGUCGGAAGUGGGUUUGAUGUCAGCUGUGCUGUCUAUGGGAGUCAGCGUUAUGUUCGCUUCUCUCCAGAAGUCUUGUCAUCGGCUCAGGUUGCAGUAACAGGUCUGCCAUUAUAUGAAGUUAUUGGCAAAAUAUUGAAGGGAAACUGGGACCAUGAGAGAUCUGAGAUCUCUUUACCGCCACUGAUGAAUCUUUUCCUAGGAGAACCUGGAAGUGGUGGAUCCUCCACACCAUCAAUGGUAGGUGCUGUAAAGAAGUGGCAAAUGUCUGAUCCAGAGAAGGCACGAGAUAAUUGGCAGAAGUUGUCAGAAGCAAAUUUAGAACUGGAAACUAAGCUAAACAUUCUGAGCAAAUUAGCUAAAGACCACUGGGAUGUUUAUCUAGGAGUCAUUAAGUCUUGUAGUCUGCUCACUUCUGAAAAGUGGGUACUACAUGCUACUGAGCCGAUCAAUGAAGCGAUUAUUAAAGAACUCUUAGGGGCAAGAGAAGCUAUGUUGGGGAUCAGAAUUCUUAUGCGUCAGAUGGGUGAGGCUGCUGGAGUUCCGAUAGAGCCUGAAUCCCAAACUCAACUUUUGGAUUCUACAAUGAAUGCUGAAGGGGUUCUAUUUGCUGGUGUUCCUGGAGCUGGUGGAUUUGAUGCCAUAUUUGCAAUUACUUUAGGGGAUUCCGGCAGCAAACUGACCCAAGCAUGGAGUUCACAAAAUGUUUUGGCCUUGUUGGUGAGAGAAGAUCCACACGGCGUUUGCCUAGAAAGUGGUGAUCCACGCACCACAGGUAUUACUUCAGGCGUUUCAUCAGUUCAUCUUGAGUAAGCAACAUUGUUUGGUAUAGGUGCAUCACCGAGUUCGGUUGAGUAUACUAUUUUGCAUAUAGAGACUUGGGUGCUAAAUUUCUUGGUGUAAGCACUCCACUGUGCAUUUUUUCACCCAUUGUAAGGUCUUUUUAUAACUCUUGGAAAACUUGCGGGAAAAUAAAAGUAAGGUUGAUUUUGAAUGUU
Molecule: messenger RNA, 1926 nt
Organism: Camelina sativa (false flax)
Lineage: Eukaryota; Viridiplantae; Streptophyta; Magnoliopsida; Brassicales; Brassicaceae
Product: phosphomevalonate kinase, peroxisomal
Biological process (GO): isopentenyl diphosphate biosynthetic process, mevalonate pathway
Cellular component (GO): peroxisome
Molecular function (GO): phosphomevalonate kinase activity; ATP binding
Source: RefSeq, a predicted model, not a curated record